AUGAUCCUUCUAUUGCGCGCGGUUGCGUCGUUUUUCGUCCUUAUCCAUUUUUCAGCAGGACGAGCGGUGAACAUCAGCAACACGUGGGUGCUCCCAGAAGAGGGCUUCCCGGUGUUUUACCGCUAUUUCCGGGACAGAAUCUCGUGGUACGAGGCGGACGCCGUUUGUCAAUUUCAUCACAGCUACUUAGUGACCGCUGACAGUACAUCGCAGUAUGAUGCCAUCAGGGCAUAUUUGAAAGAAUUGGACAUCACCGAUAAUGUUUGGAUUGGUCUGUCAAAAAAUACAGAGAAACCUUUCACUUGGACGAAUAACCUGCAACCCUUAUUGAGCGAAGGUCAUUGGCAAGAACAGAUUCCUCAGUCGACGAACCCUCUAUGCGCCGCCAUGGACCCAGCCAAGGAUUUCUUAUGGAAAACAUUCACAUGCGGAGGACCAGAAGUGGCUUCAUUUAUUUGCGAAACACCAAUUCCUUCAUGGGCUGCGGGUCCCCGGGGAUGCCUGUUGACUGAAUUGCCGUCGUUGACUGUCCUCUACAUCCCGGAACAAUCCUCCGUGGAGUUGACGUCCGACUGCGGUCUGGACGGAACCAAGAGGAUAGCGUGCAAAGGCGAUGCGGAUAGAGAAGAAAUUUUAAAGCAACUAACUUGCGCCAUAUCCAGUGAAGAUUUCGAAGACAAACCCACCAAAUCCGGCAUUACUUCGCCCACAGCGUCCUACACACAAACCGAUGGAAAAACUACGAAAAAUUCAAUUUGGACUUCGAAUACCAUCGACCUGGAUUACGGCAUGCCCACUAGACACAGAAGAGAAACUGAAGAUACCCUUAGCGCUUCUUCCACUGAAAGUACAGGGAAAAUUACCUACACAUUGGAAACGUUCACUGCCACAAAUUACGACACAGAAGUGACGACCAUCGGUCUACAAGACCACUCCACAAUGGAACCAAUCGUUUUUAACAUCAGUUCCCCAUACGAGCUCGAAAUUAUACAAGACAUUCCGAAAAUAACUUCUACAGAAUCGCCUUCAACUAGUACUGUUCAAGAUAGUUGGCCUAGAAGUACAACUAUUACUUCGGAGAUACCUAGUACUGUAACACCGACUACAGUUGAUAUAGUAGAGACUUCCAGUACGGUUGUUAGUAGUACUAGUACAAGCGGGACUGUUUCGACGACAACUAUCGCUAGUGUUGUGGAAAAGGAUGUUGCUAUGGAGUAUCCGAGUGCUAUAAACCAAGGGCAGCUUUUCAGUAUCAUUGAAAAUGGUACGAUGUUUGACAUAAUAGAGUUAAACGAAACUACGGAACCGAGAGCCGAAACUUCAAAUACCGCGAUUAACCAAAAGCUGAAACCGUCUACCAAACUAUCUCAAUUAGAUAAGAACACUAAACUCGCCACAGAUUCCAAAAACAAGGCCCAAUCCAAGAAAGACAUCUACAAAAACGCCGAUCCCAAGAAAAAGAACGUCCAGAAGACGACAGAUGACAAAAAUAAAGAAAAAUUAACAGAUUUAGAGCUUUCAGAUAAAUUGUCUACAGAAAUGCCGUUAAAACAAAAAAGAGAAGAAAGAAACGAAAUUAAAGAACAACCAGAAAACAAAACCGAUAAAAUCGACACGAAAGAAGAAACCGAUCUUAAUUCCCAAGUAGAAAUGCUACCGAUAAAGCAGAUUGAAGAAGACAUAGAGCAAAGAGAAGAUAAAAGAGAACAGAUAGAAGAAUCCGAAUUGAAUAAAGACGUAGAAGUAUUCGAAGUAAAAAACAUAACGCACGUUAAAAUAGACGACGAUAUCGAUAAGAAGGAAGAACAAAUAGAAAACCUAAGAAAAGAAGAAAUUGAUAUAAACAAAGAAGUAGAAAUAUUCCCAAUCAUUAACGACAAAUCUACGCAUUUGAAUAGAACGUUCAGGAAAGAAUUACCGAUGUUGGCUGACGAAGCUAAACCAGUAGACGAAAACAAGAUAGAAUUACUAGAUAUCGAAGAAACUCCUCGAAAAAUUGAUAACGCAACAAAAAUAGAUCCGAAUAUCGACGCGCUAAACAAAAACAUCGCCAAAAAUAACGAUAGCGAAAUAAUUGGACAAAUUGAUAAAGAAAUUCUGAAGAAACAACUCUUACCGAAACCUCUACAAGGCGAAAAAGAAGAAGACACGAAGCGUACGACGCAAAAAGAAACGUCUACUGAAGAAACUAUCGAAAAUCCAGACAACGGGGACCAUCCGAAGCCGAACAGACAAAGGCAGUUGACCAGGCCACACGGAAGACCGUUUUAUCCCAAUUUCUUCAGCAGAGUAUUAGGAUGA
This is a messenger RNA of Psylliodes chrysocephalus, 2301 nucleotides long. The record is from the annotation of a GenBank genome assembly. NCBI's taxonomy places the organism in Eukaryota, Metazoa, Arthropoda, Insecta, Coleoptera, Chrysomelidae.